Messenger RNA from Brassica napus (rape), 3180 nucleotides. RefSeq lists its product as uncharacterized. Gene Ontology annotation, molecular function: zinc ion binding; nucleic acid binding. The transcript has a single exon. Lineage: Eukaryota; Viridiplantae; Streptophyta; Magnoliopsida; Brassicales; Brassicaceae. The record is from RefSeq and is a predicted model, not a curated record. The coding region runs from base 1 to 3180 and encodes 1059 amino acids.
AUGUCUGAAAGUGAUAAAGAAAGGCCCGUGGCUAGACUGGAUAAAGCACAACUAGAUGCUAUCAUGGCUACUCUCAUGAAAGAGAUGGAUAAAAAACUUGAAUUUGUUGGAGCUACUCGUUCUACUAACCCUGUCUUUGGCACAACUUCACAGGUUAGGAGAGCAGCUAGGGAAAAGAGGAGAGGCAAGCGACCUGCAGUAGGAGACGAGUCUGAGGAUGAAGAUACUUCUUCUGGCCGUAGUACUGAUGGAGAACGGUCCGUGGGAUCAGCAAGAUCAGUGAGAACAGGACGUGCAGCCUCCCAAGCAAGAUCCCCUACACGCCAUGCAGCAAGGAACAGACCAGAUGAUAACCUUGGGAGUCUCAAACUUCGAAUACCAGUCUUCAGUGGAACCAGCAAUCCAGAUGCUUAUCUUGAAUGGGAAACGAAGAUUGAGCGAGUGUUUGAUUGCCAGCACUACUCAGAAACAAAGAAGGUGAAGCUUACUGUGACAGAAUUCAGUGGGUAUGCUUUGCAUUGGUGGGAUCAGAUUGUUACUACUAGGAGAAGGACUGGAGAGCCGCCAGUUGCUUCAUGGUUUGAGCUCAAGACACUCAUGAAGAAGCGGUUUGUUCCAAACCACUAUGGUAGAGAGAUUCAUCAAAAGCUGAGGAGACUUACCCAAGGAACCAAAGGCGUGGAGGAUUACUAUCAAGAGAUGGAAAUACUCAUGAUCAAAGCGGCUGUUGAAGAAGCUUCUGAAGCUACUAUGGCUCGAUUUCAGGCUGGGCUUAACAGAGACAUCCAGGACCGCUUGGAGAUGCAGGAGUAUGAGGACAUCUAUGAAUUGCUUCACAAAGCAAUCCUCAUUGAGCAGCAACUGAAGAGAAAGUCCUCAACCAAAGGAUCCUAUGGCAACAACUACAAAGCGCCUACUACCAAAGAUGACAAGUCUUUUGUGAAACCCAAGGAAGAGCAUGAGGACAAGGGAAAGGCACCAGCUGCUAGAUCCAGGGAUGUGAAGUGCUUCAAAUGUCAUGGUUUUGGGCACUAUGCCAAUGAGUGCACCAACAAGAAAGCAAUGAUCCUCUUGGACAGUGGUGAGGUGAUAUCCGAAGAAGAAGAGGAAGCCAUAGACUAUCCAGUUCGUGGAGAACUACUUGUCACAAGGAGAUCAUUGGCAGUACAAUCCAAGCUAGAUGAAGAUAAUCAAAGGGAGAAUCUUUUUCAUACUCGUUGCAUAGUUUAUGAAAAAGUAUGCAGUUUGAUUAUAGAUGGAGGAAGCUGUACUAAUGUUGCUAGUGAAGCUCUUGUAGAAAAGCUUGGAUUGAAAACAGGGAAGCAUCCUAGGCCAUACCUUCUACAAUGGUUGAAUGAGGAGGGCGAGCUGAAGGUCACUGAUCAAGUAAUGGUUCCUAUAACCAUUGGAAGAUACCAAGAUGAGAUCGUGUGUGAUGUUCUGCCCAUGGACUCUAGCCAUAUCUUGUUGGGAAGGCCUUGGCAGUAUGAUAGAAGAGUCAUUCACGAUGGGUUCACUAACCGGCAUUCCUUCACCCACAGAGACAAGAAGAUUGUACUGGCACCUUUGUCUCCACAAGAGGUACAUGAGGAUCAACUUCAACUAAAACUUAGGCGACAAGAAGCUAAAGAGAAACCAGCUGACAAGCAAAAGAAGGAGACUAAUCUCUUAGCCAAGGGUAGUGAGAUCAAGAAAGCUUUGUGUCUUCAACAAUCUAUGCUUUUAUUUGUUUUUAAAGGUGCACUAAUGUCUUCUUCUGACCCUGCACCGGUUCUACCGAGUGAACUUGAGUUUCUUUUGCAGGACUAUGGUGAUGUCUUUCCAGACGAGAGCCCAAAAGGACUUCCUCCCAUGCGUGGGAUUGAACACCAAAUAGACUUGGUCCCUGGAGCUUCUCUCCCAAACCGCCCUGCCUAUAGAACCAACCCUGAAGAAACAAAAGAGCUACAGAAGCAAGUAGAUGAGCUCAUUGAGAAAGGACAUAUCCGAGAGAGCAUGAGCCCUUGUGCAGUACCAGUGCUCCUUGUGCCUAAGAAGGAUGGAAGCUGGCGCAUGUGUGUAGAUUGCAGAGCCAUCAACAAUAUCACUGUAAAGUACAGACACCCUAUUCCUAGACUUGAUGAUAUGUUGGAUGAGCUACAUGGUUCUUGUGUGUUCUCUAAGGUAGAUUUAAAAAGUGGAUAUCAUCAGAUUAGGAUGAAAGAAGGGGAUGAAUGGAAAACAGCCUUUAAAACUAAACAUGGUCUGUAUGAGUGGCUUGUUAUGCCAUUUGGUCUUACCAAUGCCCCUAGCACUUUCAUGAGGUUGAUGAACCAUGUCUUGAGGUCUUUUAUAGGACACUUUGUUGUAGUUUAUUUUGAUGAUAUUUUGAUCUACAGCAAGAGUAUGGCUGAGCAUGUGCAUCACUUGAAAUCUGUGUUAGAAGUGCUUAGGAAAGAAUCCUUGUUUGCUAACUUUAAGAAAUGCACUUUUGGGACAGAUCACCUUGUUUUUCUAGGAUUUGUUGUAACAGCACAGGGAAUCAGAGUGGAUGAGGAAAAGGUUAAAGCUAUCCGAGACUGGCCUAGUCCUAAGAGUGUGAGCGAGGUGAGAAGUUUCCAUGGUCUUGCCGGCUUUUAUAGAAGAUUUGUGAAGGAUUUUAGCACCAUAGCUGCACCACUCACUGAAGUCAUCAAGAAGGAUGUGGGUUUCAAGUGGGAGAAGGCGCAAGAGGAGGCUUUUCAAAACCUGAAAGGGAAGUUGACUAAUGCUCCUUUGCUAGUUCUUCCAGAUUUUACUAAGACCUUUGAAAUUGAAUGUGAUGCUUCUGGUGUAGGUAUUGGAGCUGUGCUGAUGCAGGAGAAGAGACCCAUAGCAUAUUUCAGUGAGAAACUAAGUGGAGCCAUGCUGAACUACCCAACUUAUGACAAGGAACUCUAUGCUUUGAUUAGAGCACUCCAAACUUGGCAGCACUCUCUCUGGCCAAAGGAGUUUGUUAUACACACUGAUCAUGAGUCCUUGAAACACCUGAAGGGACAGCACAAGCUCAACAAGAGACACGCCAGAUGGGUAGAGUUCUUGGAAACCUUUCCUUAUGUGAUUCACUAUAAACAAGGUAAAGAAAACAUUGUGGCUGAUGCACUCUCCAGAAGGUAUACUCUUUUCACUUCUAUGGAAGCUAAGCUGUUAGGUUUUGAAUAA